GCGAAGCCUCGGCCGAGCGCCUCCUUUCUUCCCUCACCUCCUUCAUUUCCCUUUCCCCUUCUUUUCUCCCUUUCCUUUCCUUCCCUUUCCCUGCUCCAUUUCCCCUUUCCAACAUCCCCAUUCCCUUUGCGCUCCGGUUCCCGGGGCAGGCCCGGGGGGCUGAGGGCUCUCGGGGUUCCCGCAGCUCCUGAGCCUGUCCCGUUGUUCCCGCAGCUCCGGACCCUAUUCCCGCUUUUCCCGCAUCUCCUGACCCUAUUCACGCAGCUCUUGUCCUUAUUCCCAUUUUUCCCGCAGCUCCUGACCCUAUUCCCUUUUUUCCCGAGGCAGGCACCGAGCCAUGCGGAGCUGGGGGGUGCUCGGGGGCGCGGCGGCGGCGCUGGCGGCCGGGAUUUAUGUCCUGUGGGGCCCCAUCAGCGGCAGGAAACGGCGGCGGAGAGGGCUUGUGCCAGGCCUCCUGAACCUGGGCAACACGUGCUUCAUGAAUUCCCUGCUGCAGGGCUUGUCCUCCUGCCCCUCGUUCAUCAGGUGGCUGGAGGAGUUCACAGCCCAGUACAGGACGGAGCAGGAGCAGCCCCAGGAGCAGCCCCAGCACCUCUCAGUGACUCUGCUGCAGCUCCUCAGAGCUCUGUCGUGCCAGGAGGUGCCAGAGGACGACGUCCUGGAUGCCAGCUGCCUGCUGGAGGUGCUCAGGAUGAACAGGUGGCAGAUCUCCUCCUUUGAGGAGCAGGAUGCCCAUGAGCUGUUCCAUGUCCUGACCUCUUCCCUGGAGGACGAGCGGGAUCGGCAGCCCCGUGUGACCCAUCUGUUUGAUGUGCAUUCCCUGGAGCAACCAGAAAUAAUCCAAAAGCAAAUAAGCUGCAGAACAAGAGGAUGUCUUCCCCCUGUGUCCAACCACUGGAAAUCUCAGCACCCUUUCCAUGGAAGGCUGUCCAGCAACAUGGUGUGCAAACACUGUGAGCACCAGAGCCCUGUGAGGUUUGACACCUUUGACAGCCUCUCCCUGAGCAUUCCAGCAGCUGUGUGGGGUCGUCCCAUGACACUGGACCAUUGCCUCCAUCACUUCAUCUCCUCAGAGUCUGUCAAGGAUGUUGUGUGUGACAACUGCACCAAAAUCCAGGCACAAGGAAUUCUGAAUGGACAGAGCAUAGAAAACCAGAGAACAACAUUUGUUAAGCAAUUAAAGUUAGGAAAGCUGCCCCAGUGUUUGUGCAUCCACCUGCAAAGGCUGAGCUGGUCAAACCAAGGCACUCCCCUGAAGAGACACGAACACGUCCAGUUCAACGAGUUCCUGGUCAUGGACAUCUACAAAUAUCGAGUUCCUGGUCCCAAAUCCUGCCAGGAGCAGCUCAGCCAGAAAAACCCGGAGGAGACAACCCCUGGAAUAAAGGAUGGGAGAGCAGGGAAACCUUCAGAUGCAGAACAGCCAGCUGGUACCAAACCUCUCUUCAUGAAUGGUGCCUCCUCUUCCUCCUCCUCCUCUCCCUCAUUUUUAAUGUCCCCAGGAACUUUCCCACUUGCUGCAUUCCCUGAGUGCAGGGCCCCGCUGUACCUGUACCGCCUGAUGGCUGUGGUGGUUCACCACGGGGACAUGCACUCGGGACACUUCGUCACCUUCCGGCGCGCGCCGGGCGCCCGCGGCAGCCAGUGGCUCUGGAUCUCGGACGAGUCGGUGCGCAGGGCCAGCCUGCACGAGGUGCUGGCAGCCAGCGCCUACCUGCUGUUCUACGAGCGUGUGCACGGCCGGGGCCAGCCCCAGAGCCCGGCCCAGAGCUGAGCCAGCGCUGCUGGGAUGGUCCCAGCCCCUGGGAUGGUCCCAGCCCUCGGGGUGAUCCCAGCCCUCUGGACCGUCCCAGCCCUUGGGAUUACUCAAGCCCUCUGGAUGGCCCCAGCUCCUGGGAUGGUCCCAGCCCCGAAUGGAGCCUCUCCAUUAUGCAAACCUCCCCCUUUCCAGGCUCCCUUCCCGGUGGGAGCAGCUGGGAGUUGUGGUUUGUACCCAGAUCCUGCUGUUCCAGCACUGUGCAGCCCCAGGUGUGUGUUUGAGAAGUGUUUUCUGCCUGUCCCAAGGCUCUGUUCCAUGUCCUGACACCGCACUUUUCCCAGGGAGAUGCUUUAUCCCACACAUUUCACUUCCCAAGGGGGAGCCCUGGAAAGGGUUGAUGUCAAGCUGCUGUUGAGGAGCCCCUCCCCAUCCCAGUCCAUCCCCUGGCACCUCUCCACGAUGCACCAGCCCUUCCACAUUCCCUUCCCUGUGGCAAUGGCUGGGAAUUGUGUUUUGUACCAAAAUUCCCAGAGCUGUUCCAGCCCCAGGUGUGUGUUGAGCAGCCUUUGUCUGUCAGGCAGGGAUUUUAUCCCGAGGCUCUAUUCCAGGUGUUUCCCAGUGGGGAGCCCUGGGAGGGGGCGAUGGGAAGCUGCUGUUGGCCGUGAUUUGAGACACAAAGUGCCUUGAGCUUCCCUGAGCAGCUGCAUUGCCACUGGCCCAGCCCCUCUGCAUGCCCACUGUGUCCUGGGAAUGCCUCACACCCAUGGGAUGAACCCAUGGAAUCCCAUUUCUCCUGACCCAUCAAGUCAAGGCAUCUCCACAAACUGCCCCCAUCCAAAAGAUUUCCCUGUUCACACAAUUUUCCUCCCACUUUACUUCUUUAUAAUAUAAAGUCCUUCUCCUGAAUUAAAUUGCUUUAUCCAGGAGAUAAUUUUGUAUCUAUUAAGAGCUGAAACCUUAAUUUAUUGCUCCAUACCUUUGGAAUUUGGCUGGAAUCAGCACAUGGAAGUGUUUGCUAGUGCUCAGUGUUGUCAUUUCCUUCAGCACUGUUGAAUCCAGUUGUUUUGUAGCAUCAACUACAACUUUUAAUGCUGUGAUUUCCAAGCUGCUGUAACUGUUCUAGACUUGCCCUUCCCAUUUUAUUGCUGGAAUCUGCUAUUCCCAGCACUGGGAUCCAUGCUCCUGGCUUGCAGCUCAGCUGUAGAGCAGCUCCUGGCCUUGUUAAAUGGAAUAUAAACAGGAGAGCCAGGACUGGUGGGCACUUACUGGUCUCAUGAAGAAAUCUGGGAAUCCUGCAUCAGAUCCAGGCUGCCCUGUAAAUAGAAGUAAGGGGAAUUCUGCUGCUCUGGAUUGUUUGAUGUGGAAAAAAAAAAAUCCCAAAGCACAGAGGGAGAAGCAGCAAAAAUCCUCCUUUAAAAACCUGCUUUUAAAUGACCAGGAAUAAAAUAUGUAGGUUGUUUUUAGCUCUUUUCUGUCCUUGUAAGCUUGGAGGAGAAAAAUCCCUCAUCAGACAAGCUUUUUUUUCAGUGUGAAGUUUUCAAAUAACAACUGUCUUAAAUAGUUUUUUUAGGGCAACUUUGUACCUCAUGAAUUCAUAGUGCUGCCCAAAGCUCGGGGGUGUUCACACUUCCUCAGGAGAGGCUCCAAACCAGCCAAAGCAGGAGUGGUAAAAUAGGUGGAUAUGCAAAAUUAUUUACACAACUCGUCAUUCCAGAGUCUGGAGCACAAUUCCUGGCCCAGGUAAUGCUCAUAGUACAGAAAUAUUGAUAAAUCCACUGCUGGACUGGGACCUGGUUCCUGGCUGUAGCUUGGUUUUAACCUGUUUUAAUUUACAGAAAACCAAGAAAACAAACAAAAAAAAAAACCCCUUGAAGGAUGCAAAAUGCCAAAAAUUUGCUCUGGCCAUUGAAGGGAGAGCUGACAGAGCUGGAGAAGGAGCCAGCCCUCCCUACUGGUAGCCAUCUAAAACCAUCACCCCAACAUCUCCCUCCAGCAGAUCUGCCCCUGCACCCCAGAACUGAAACCAUUUCCAGUGCCAGCAGUGGCUGUCCUGCAUUCUCCAGGCUCAAUGCUCUGCUUGGGGGUUUUUUUGGAUUUGGGGGGUUUUUCCUGGAUUUGGGGGUUCAGCUGAGCAGCCCCUUGGCUUGGUUGUGCUGGAGGAGGGGCAGAGGACACGCACACUAUGGACUGAAACCUGAAAUCUGGCAGCUGGGACCAGCAGGUUUUCUUUGCCAAGAGCUGUUUCCCUGGGCUGUGGAUUGACUCUGGAUCUCCCUCAAGGGCUAUCAAGGGGAGGGUUGAGCCUUUUUUCUGGCUUUGCCUGGUGGGGAGGAGUAAAUGGGCUUGGCUUAACCCUCAGGUGAGAAAGGGAGCAAAGCCCUGGCCCUGAGCUGUGCCAGAUCCUGCCAGCCCCCUGUGAGCUGGGGAUCUGUGCAGGGCUUUGGGAGCUUAUCCUCCCCUCUGGAGGUCACUGGGAUCUGUUUUUCACCUGUGGAGAUCACUGGAAUUUGUGCAGGUGUUUGGGAACCAACCCUCCCCUUUGCAGGUCCCAAGGCUCUGUGUUUGCCAGCCCAGCCUCCCCUUUGGAGAUCACUGGGAUCUUCUUUCCAGAGGUCACAGAAUUCUGUGUUUUCCAGCUAAAUCUCCCCUCUGGAGGUCACUGGGAUCUGUUUUCCAGCCAAACCUCCCCUCUGGGAGGGCUCUGUGCAGCCACAAGGCUCAAACUCUGGUACUCGUCCCUCUCAAGCUGCCAUGGUGGAGAAGAUGUUAAUAAAUUGUAAAGAAUUAAGAGCUCCAAGAUGA
This is a messenger RNA of Camarhynchus parvulus, 4561 nucleotides long. RefSeq names its product ubiquitin specific peptidase 30 (gene USP30). Gene Ontology annotation, molecular function: cysteine-type deubiquitinase activity; cysteine-type endopeptidase activity. The record is from RefSeq and is a predicted model, not a curated record. Gene Ontology annotation, cellular component: cytosol; nucleus. Gene Ontology annotation, biological process: protein deubiquitination. NCBI's taxonomy places the organism in Eukaryota, Metazoa, Chordata, Aves, Passeriformes, Thraupidae. The transcript has 13 exons. The coding region runs from base 338 to 1774 and encodes 478 amino acids.